UUGAAGCGGAAGCUAGAUUGGUCCGACGCACCGCGCUCAGCUGUUCCCAUUCAUAGGCGACCGCUAUAAGGAGAACUCAUCUUGAAGUAACACUAACCAUCCGACUUAUCAAGCGUUCCCCCAUCAUUUCCAUAACAACGGACUGAUUAAGCAGCUGCUGUCCCUCUCCUCCCCCGCAGCACGUGCAACUGAAAGUGGACCCAGAGAGGCAUUAAGUGAGGGCACCUGCAUCUGUCCUGAAGAGCCCAGACCCCCCAGCACAGAGAGAAAGAGAGAGAGAGAGAGAGAGAGAGAGAGAGAGAGAGAGAGCGAGCGAGAGACCAUGAGCAGCAACUACAGUGUGUCCCUGCUGGGCCCUGCCCCCUGGGGCUUCAGACUGCAGGGGGGCAAAGACUUCAACAUGCCCCUCACCAUCUCCAGGCUGACUGACGGCGGCAAGGCGGCGAAGGCCAAGAUCUCCGUGGGCGACGUGGUGCUGUCCAUCGACGGCAUCACCACCGACGGCAUGAACCACCUGGAGGCCCAGAACAAGAUCAAGGCGUGCGCCGGCAACCUCAACCUCACGCUGCAGAAAGCAUCCAGUCUCCCCAAACCAGCUGCCGUGACAAAGGAGACUACAGUGACAAAUGGACCCCAGAGUAUCUUAAAAAAAGGCCCCUCCACAAGAAUCCCCAGAAGGCCGAUCAUCGAGACGGAUAUCGGAUUCUACCACGUCCCCACUCACAGCGACGCCAGCAGGAAACGCAUCAUGGAGGACACUGAGGACUGGCGUCCGCGCACGGGCACCUCGCAGUCCCGCUCCUUCCGCAUCCUCGCCCAGAUCACUGGCACGGAGAACGAGCCAACACAGGAGGCGGUGGACGCUGGGAAAAAGACAAACGAGGAGGUGGAGGAGCCUCUGGUCAACACCCACGGGACCUGUGCGGUCAAGACCAUGGUGAAGGGGCCAGCCGUCGGGUCACCCCGCAACAAUGGCAAUGGUGCCACCACCCAGGUCCUUGCCAACAAGAGCAGGGGCCACGUGGGCCUCAUCACCCCCACAUUUGGGGGUCCCAACAGCGGCCCUAAGGUCCCCGUCACGGACAGGCCCGUGCCCCAGGCGCACCCCAAGGACGAGGACUCGCUGGUGCAGAGGGCCGAGCACGUCCCCGCAGGCACCCGCACGCCCGUGUGUGCCCACUGCGACAAAGUCAUCAGGGGGCCCUUCCUGGUGGCGAUGGGCAAGGCGUGGCACCCGGAGGAGUUCAACUGCGCCCACUGCCGCACCUCCCUGGCCGACAUCGGCUUCGUGGAGGAGCAGGGCUCCGUGUGCUGCGAGCACUGCUACGAGGAGUUCUUCGCCCCCACCUGCGGCCGCUGCCAGGGCAAGAUCCUGGGGGAAGUGAUCAACGCCCUGAAGCAGACCUGGCACGUGCACUGCUUCCUGUGCGCCUCCUGCCAGCAGCCCAUCCGCAACAACACCUUCCACCUGGAGGACGGCGAGCCCUACUGCGAGAACGAUUACUACAACUUGUUUGGGACCAGCUGUCAUGGUUGUGAUUUUCCUAUCGAGGCUGGGGACAAAUUCCUCGAGGCCCUGGGGUUCACAUGGCACGACACCUGCUUCGUGUGUGCGGUAUGCUGCGCAAGUCUUGAGAGUCAGACUUUCUUCUCCAAGAAGGACAAGCUGUUGUGCAAGAAGCACGCCAACACCGUCAAAAUAUGAACCUCGGUCCUGAAGAGCUGCAGAGGAUCGGGGAGAGGCGGAGAGAGAGCGAGAGAGAGCGAGAGAGAGAGAGCACAUUCUUCUGUGUGAGAGGAAGAACCUUUUUAUUGUAAUGGACAGAGGCCUGGAUCAUCUAUCUUUUCGCUUUCACACUAAAGUAAGGCUGUCUUUGUUAAGUACCUUGUAAAUUCAGAAUCCAGACUCCUCUCUCUCACCCCUUAGACGCGUAGUUAAUGGAAGAAGCCACGGGUUGAAGUUCAGUUUUUUCAAACCAACUUUAGCCAAUUCAUCUUGCAGCUCACGCGGUGCAUUAUAGACUCAAUAUAAACAUUUUUACAAGGAGGAAAAAAAGGAAUUCUAAUUAAAGGGCUGUGUUUUCUCUCUAUCAACAGGGGUGGCUAGUUUCUCUACAGUUUGUUUCCAUUCCUUUCUCCCGAGUAAUUGAAUCACAGAAUUUGUGUAUAGUUCAUGAUAAUUUGCCGCCAUUUUUUUUUCUCUCCUCUGUGUGAAUGGCAUUCUUUAAACAUCGGAUAGAGAGCUUUUUUUUCUGAGGGGGUCAGGUCAAAGCUGGACUAGUCCAUCUAGCUGAAAGUCCAUCUGUGGCUACACCUCCUCUGUCCGCUGGAUGAAUGGAGCCCGUUGUCUGGGGUAACAGCGUUAAACAGCGACGCGGGUCAGAUCACAUGCGUCCCACGCACUUGAAAUGUGUGCUCAUAUCGUAAAUCCUCUCGGGUUCUUAUGCUCCAGCAUGGCUUUCAGCUCACUCUCUUACACAUCACCAUCGUGUGUGUGUGUGUGUGUGUGUGUGUGUGUGUGUGUGUGUAAAUGAGGGGGAAGCUAACAAUACGAACAUGAAUUAUGAAAACAUGUUGGAACAUGAAGAAAUGCAGGUGGCUAAAAUUUGGCUAGAGUUUAAAAUGGUCAGUUUCAAAUAAAAGUGGACAUUCAUUUUGAACUUGAGUCAAUGUCAGCACCAGGCGUUCUCCAGAGGCUUCAGAAAUGCACCCAGGUCAUUUUAGGCCUACUACAUUUUGGAUUCCUUCAUAAGAGAUGUGAUGUAAUACAAAGAAUGUGGGGAAACUUCAUUAUAUUAUUUAAUUGUCAUAUGGCAUAUAUAUAUUUUUUUUUCUCUUUCCUUUUUUUCUUUUGUCUCUAACACAAAAAUAACACACACACAAAUAAAGACACACAUGCACCACACUCACACAACCUAAUGACAACCAGAUAAUUAUACCUGUUUGGCUUAAUUUGCUUUCAUCAAGGGUAAGGGAGAGACUCAGUGUUUUCUUUUCAGAGUUAAAAAGUUAAAGUUUGUCAUAAACUAAUGAAAAUGCUGUGAUUACUUUCCAGAUGAUAAUGUAUUGCUAUAUUGUCAAAAGAAUAAAACAAAGAAAAAA
Sardina pilchardus (European sardine) is the source of this 3102-nucleotide messenger RNA. RefSeq names its product PDZ and LIM domain 5a (gene pdlim5a). The transcript has 15 exons. Gene Ontology annotation, cellular component: filamentous actin; Z disc; adherens junction. The coding region runs from base 323 to 1705 and encodes 460 amino acids. Gene Ontology annotation, biological process: heart development; muscle structure development; actin cytoskeleton organization. NCBI's taxonomy places the organism in Eukaryota, Metazoa, Chordata, Actinopteri, Clupeiformes, Clupeidae. Gene Ontology annotation, molecular function: muscle alpha-actinin binding; actin binding. The record is from RefSeq and is a predicted model, not a curated record.